AUGUCAACAAAUAGUGGAUCUGGUAAAGCGGAUCUUAUUCCAAUGUUGUUAAAAUACUGUUUGUUGGCAGAUUACCUACCAGAUCAUACAGCUUGUGCUGUCAAUAUUCUUGGCUAUUUAGCAGCUUCUAUUAAACCGCAUACAGAUUUAUUGGCUUUAUUAACAUCUGAUGAAAAAACACGUAAUCAGUUACUUGGAGCAUUUGCGCAUUUAAUUCAAUGGCCAACAAAUAAUGCAACAAUUAAUUCAACAUUCAGUCAGUCACUUGAUGAUCAAUCUUCAAUGCUGCAUUAUUUAGACAACGACGGACAUUUUGCCUUUACAGAUGAAUGGUUAUAUGGUGACAGUGAUAAUGAAUUAGCUUUAUUACUACACACUGUUGGCACAUUUUCAGCUCGCCUACCUUCACCAGCAAGUUGUGCCGCGCGGCUGGAUGCUGCUUUCCCUAUACAAACAACCAAUUGGUAUUUUCCUAAUCAAGCCUGGGAACGUUGGACAACUUACAUGCCGUAUACAUACUUUUCUAAUUGGAGCGAUAUACGCAUUACGCAUAAUCGAAUCAUUAAUAGUGAUUAUUAUAGUACGGCAUUUGGGGAUUGGUUCUAUCAAAUUACAAGUAACUCGAGUUCAGUACCGAUAUCGAUAUCAUUCCAUCAAAUCCUGUUGGCAGUUAUGGAUCAUCCAGCGCCUAAUCUUGUACAUUGGUUGUGUGGUUUUCGUUUUGAUAGCUGUAAAGCUAUUUCACGUUCAAAUCUACAGGAUGCUGGUAUUGCUGAUCAACAAAGAACAUGUUUGCAUAGUAUGCUUGAUGUGUUAGAUACAACCUCACAUUGGUUACAGUCUACAUCAAGUUUACCGUAUGAAUUUGCUUGUACAUUACACUGGAAUACUGCUUUAAUCUGGCAAAUUCUAUAUAAAUUAGGCUUUGAUUCUCUGACAUCAGAACCAUUUUUACGCUUUCUUCGAAGUAAUCAUGAUUUAUUUGGGAAAUAUCUACUAUCAGAUGUUUGUCAGUCAUCAUUCAGUUCAAGUAACAGUGGAAAUAUUUGUGAAGGCUUUACACCUCGUCAGAAAGCAGUACUCGAAGCUUUGUCGUUGAAUCGUAAAAAUUGGAUACUUCGUUUGUACGCAAUUGAACUACGUGUUUGUGCAAUCGCCAACCAACGUUCACAUGUUACUAAAUUACUGAAAUUAUUCUUUGGCGAUCUGCUGUUUGAUAAUUCUUUUCGCCGGAAAGAACAACCUGAGGAAUCCCCGUCCGUUCUAAUCGACUUUAUUCCAUUGCUUAAUGCCUCUGAAGAGUUUAUCAGUGAAUCAAAUCCAUUGGAAUCAAAAAUGUUUGAUCCAAAUUUCAUUCAUGAAUUACUGGCCAAAUCAGAGGUUGCAUGCCCACUUGUCACGUCAGAUUCAAAUGCAGCAAGAUGUUUGUCAAGAAUGAUUCAUUUUAAAAUAUUUCUAAUGAAUUUAUACAUUAAACUAGUCGGACUACGUAAUGAUCUAGAUAAUUAUACAAAUGAUGAUUUAAACAAAUUGUUAAUGUUGACAUUUGAACAAGUAUUCGAUAUAAAUGUAUCCGCGCAUCAUUUAGCCUCAUUGGAAGUGUUCAACUGUACCUCUGCCGCAGCCGCCACCACCACCACCUCAGCAACAAUACCAAUGCUUAUUAAACAGAUUUCAGCUGUACGUGAAUGGAUUGAUACACGUAAUGUUCAUGGUCUGCUAUUAUAUGCUGGUAAGCAGGCAGCUAUCGAAGGAUGGAGACAAGCAGUGGAAAUUAGUUUAGGCCUAAUGACUGAUCAGUUAGGCUAUGGUGGUGCUGGUACAAAGCAAAUCUCUGGCGGUCAAUCGUUCUCCUCUGUAUCUAGUUAUUUGUAUUCAGAAUUGAUGAGUAGCCAAAAACGUGAUGUUGGAUCUAUUAAUAAUAGUAGUAGUAAUGUUCUGGAUAGUAAACUACAACUUCGUCCAAUGCCUGCAUUGUGUAUGGAUGUACUUAUUCUGUUAUUGUCAGAGAUAUGUUCAAUAAAAGAAGUCCCACAGACUAUUCGGCUGUUAGCUAGUGGUACUACUCUCUCACUAUGCUCAUUUCUACAUGGUCAAUCGGCAGUUAUCUCUGCGAAAUCUAAUAGUUCAUUAUUAGACUCAACUGGAAUAACUAAAUGCACUUACAAUAGACAAUGGUCUCCUUUACUCAUUUUAAUUAUGGAAUUAAUCAUUAAAUCAAUUGUUAGAACUAAAACAUCAACACAACGUAUGCGUGCCAAUUAUUAUGGAAGCCUAUGUUACAUGAUACGGUUUUGUCGUAGUCUGAGUCAGUUGGAAAAAGAAGAUACAACGACAAUUUCCGAUUGCAAAUCAUUAGCUGAAUGCUUUUCAGUGUUCAGUCCCUCUUCUUCUUCUGUUGCUUCUUCCAUGCCGGAUACUUUACAUUCUGAUAAAAUGAGCGAUUCUGAUUUAAGUCAGUUGCAUUCACUGCUAAUGACUGAUUUAAUCCAUGGUCAUACAAUCACACAAAUGGCUGCAAUGAGUUUAUUGGAGUUAUUAAUUUCAUUUGAUCGUUGCUCACACCAGUUGAUUUCACAAAUUGACAGUCAAGGAACUAUUGACCAUCUCUUGGAGACUAUAGAUGAUGAUUUAAAUGCAAUCACUAAAUUCUUAACACCUACUGAUGCUAGAAUACAUGAUGAUCCACAGUUAAACAAACAGCUACCAGUCGAUGUGAAUGACAAGUCUACACCGAAUACUGUCUCUGCAUUCUUUUUGUAUCAAUCGAAAAUGUCACUUCUGUGCAGGAUAGGCAGUUCACGCGCUGGUGCAAAGGUUUUGGCAAAUCAUGGUGUAUUGAAUCGUUUAGCUGAUUGUGAAUUAUUCUCCUUAUCCAAUUUAGCCAAUUGUUAUGCUUAUGGUUUAGAUAAUUUAUAUAUCCGUGAAGAUAUUAACAAUAAUAAUUAUAACAAUAACAGUAAUCUUAUGAAUUAUUCCAAUCAUAUGGAUGAAUCCAUCACAGCUGAUUUCAACUGGUUCCAUGUAUUGUGUAAACAUCUAUACUGUUUAUCACCACUAAGUGUUAGUAGUAAAAAUGAUGAUAAUGGUAAUAAUUACAAUAUUUAUUGGGAUAUCAUUGAAUUAAUGAUUAUUGGUAAAGGCAGUGUAGAGUCUAGUUGUCAGCAUCAGGAACUACAAAGUGAUGAAGAUGAGUUGAAAGUCACCUGGGCAGCUGCAUUGAUGCCUACUUUGAGGCUAUGUAAAAUUGUAUUGAAUUCAUUAGGUCCUACUCAUAUGUCAAUUAAUCAACAAGUGUUCAAUUUCCUCUAUACUCAUUCCAGUUCAUUAAUGUGCAAUGAAACACAGUUGACCAGUUCAUUAGUAACCUUUUUAAGUCGACAAGAUUGGUCUUACAUAAAUCAUAAUCAUAACACUAUUGAUGAUUUUAAUAACAACAAUAAUACUAAUAAUACUGUUUCAUCGAAUUCAAUGAAUUCUGAAUGGCUUAUUCAAUGGAUAGCAUCAGAAACUAAUAUUAUUAAUUUAUUCACUUUAAUUAUGCAAGCAUGUAACAGUUCACUGAGUGUAUCCUGUAGCGAUGAAUAUUCUAAUCUACAACGAGAAGUGAUACAGUCGAAAAUUCUUCGUCAUACGUUUGAUCUACUCGUCAAUCUUAUCGAUCCAAAUACUGCCUAUUCUACUGUUAAUUAUGCUUCUGCUAUUACUGCGGCUAGUCAUUAUGAUGAUGAUUACUUGUCUAGGCGAAGUAAAUUCCAGAAUAGUUGUCUAGCUUUUGAAUACUUAUUCAUUGAAACACAAUACAUUCAGCUAAUGUUUAAUUUAUUAUGUGUGCUGACAUCGUAUUUAAGUACACCAGAGGGUAAAAUAAGAACGAUUCCAUCAGAGGGAUUGAACAAGUGGUCUACGCGUACAUUAUUUCAAUUCUUCAAUAGUUCUCCAAAUAUGUCUAAGCAAGAUAAUAGUAGUAGUACUGAUAUGAAUUCAAAAGUCCUCGAUACGCUGACUUUAUUUAUUACUAUAUUAAAAUGGGCAAUGAAAUGCUUAUACAGCAAAGAGAAGAUUUGCAUAUCCCUGAUGAAUGCUCAAUUCCUUAAUAAUAAUAAUAACAAUAAAAGCAAACGUUCAGAGAAUCAGCACAGUGACCAACUAAAACAACAAUUUGGACAGUCUGUUGUUCAACUGUUAAACUGUGAAUCAUCCAGUGAGAACUUAUCCAUCAAUGAUUUGAGACAAGCUUCAUCUAUCAUUUUUAAUUUUUCUGCACAGUUGUUCAAUUCUAAUGAUCGAACCGCCGGGGGUAAAGAGAAUCAGAAUUCAGAGUUUAUGAUGAUGCAGAGAUUAACACAGAUUGGGGCUAGUUGUUUACGUGUUCAAUUGCGUGGACUUAUUGGUAUUAUUGAACAGUCAACCUUUUUAUUAUGGAAGCAUUUAACUAACUUCAUCAAUAACCAUGAUACAAAAGUUGAAAGCAUCAAAAAAGAUCAAUCUUUACAGCCUCAACGUUUACGUGAUCUCUCUUCAAGUUUUACGUUAUCACCGAAAGCGAAACCCUCAUCUCCAGCAAAACGACAGAUUACAGUUGGUACGCCUGCUGCUGGUACUCGUCAUGAAGACAAGAGUCUACUGCAAAAGAAUAUUGCCUUUCUUCGUAGUCAUUUCAAUCAUUCAAUGCUUCAUGAAAUGUUUGAAAUGCUCAAUCACUUAACUAAGGCUGCUUUCUUAAAACAGAAUCAACGACUAUUUAUUCAAGUUAUGCAUGAUCGGUUGGAGAAGAUUCUGAUAAACAUGAACACCAAUCAGAACAUUCAGUGAUGAUGAUGCAAUCAAUCAGGAAUGGAUCAUUUUGAUUCAAAUAAUAAAGAGGAACAAUUGCAGCUACACUGUCCCUAUCACUAUUUUUCUUUACUUGUUUCAUGCGUAAAUUUCAUUGUAUGUAUAUUCCAUUCUGUAUUUGUGGAUGUUUUUAUUUAUAAAUGCCCCCAGGUAUCUGUAUACAAAUCAGAGUAAGCUUUGGCUUUUGUUUUGAAGAAAAUCAACAUCUGCCUUUUGCAAAAGCGGGUAUUAUAAUAACUAGAGUGGUGAUCAGAAGUAAUUCACAGGAGUACUAGUAACGGUAAUUUUAGCAAACUGACUGACUGCUGGGUUUCAACGCAUCUUAAGUGUACCAGUUCAAUUUGACACACAUACUCGACGUAGCAUCCAGAGGUAGAGCAAAGAAAGGAAAAACAAAUUUAAGAGAACUACUAUAAGCAGAAAUGUACAAGAGAAAGAAAAGUAACAUGGAAACACAUGAGUGUUUACUGCAUCACCAAUAGUUUCCAGCUAUUAUUGGUUCUUAGUAUUCCGAGGACUUCAGUCAGACAGUCUACAGCUCCCUACGUGGCCGGCUCAAACCAUCUGUCAGAGACUUCAUGGACUGAUGCCAGGUUCUGAUAUACUCGCCGCUAACUCUCCCCAACCUAAUAUUACGUUAGCCCACGUUUCCGGUGGAGGUGGGUGGUGACUAGACAUGUGCAACACGCAUCCUAACUGUAUUAACGUCCUCGUCCGUGCCCCUUGUAGUUGAAAUAAUGUAGCCGAGGUAUGCAAAAGAGCCAACUUCCUUAAGAUUCUUCCCGCUGGUAGUGAUUGGUGUCGUCAUCACUUACCUCUGUGUUCAACCGAAGUCCUGUCCGUUACUUAUCUGUUCUGCCAUCUUGUUGGUUUUUGCUUGUAGAUCUCGGAGUUUGUGUGAUACACUAAAAAUAAGUCAUCUGCAAAGUCAGCCUUUUUGCCGACUCAUAGUAUGCUUGUCUUCUCACUCUCCACAGUCUAUUGGAUGAUCAAGUCCACCACAAUUAGAAGUAUCACCGAUGAAGGUGGGCACAGUCUUGUAUUUCUACUAUCUUCAUUGAGUUUCCUCUGAUAUAAUUAUAAGCAAUAAAUCGUGUUCGAAAUAUAACUUUAAGAAAAAAUAAUACUGUAUAACUCGUCGUGUGUUUUGUCAAAUUAUUACAUGUUCGCUUGCUAUUCAGUGCUGUUAAACAAAAGCCGACCAUUUUGAAAGACUGAUAUAAAAUAUA
Trichobilharzia regenti is the source of this 6065-nucleotide messenger RNA. Lineage: Eukaryota; Metazoa; Platyhelminthes; Trematoda; Strigeidida; Schistosomatidae. The record is from the annotation of a GenBank genome assembly.